Messenger RNA from Phacochoerus africanus (Common warthog), 2279 nucleotides. It is a transcript of the gene ST13, whose product is annotated as ST13 Hsp70 interacting protein. The coding region runs from base 422 to 1531 and encodes 369 amino acids. The transcript is spliced from 12 exons. The record is from RefSeq and is a predicted model, not a curated record. Gene Ontology annotation, molecular function: protein dimerization activity; Hsp70 protein binding. Lineage: Eukaryota; Metazoa; Chordata; Mammalia; Artiodactyla; Suidae.
CAUGACGUCGUGUUACAUUUAGUGGCCACACUCACAGAAUGUCCUGUUCUAAAUGGCUCCCUGCAGGGGCCGAGAGCUCCUGCCCUCCUUGAAAGCACGGCUGGGGGCUUAACCAUGCAGAGCUCUGGUUCUGAGUUAAGGCUGUAAGAAUGCAUGCGUGCAAAGGCAGGCACCGCACGAACAGCCACACUUCUAGAAUGUUCUAGCUAGUGCGCAGGGCAGAGGUAAAGGGAGCAGGAAUGAACGGGCGAAGGACCCGGGGUCACGAGACCGUUGGGUGGGCGGAGCCAGCGGCCGGGGAGGUUCUAGUCUGUUCUGCCUCGCGGCAGCCGCCCCCUUUACGCCACGCUGAGCCAGCGCCCGGGCCUGGAAUCGGGCCACAGCCACCGCCGAGCCCGCCGCCUCCCGCCGCGCCCGGACCAUGGACCCCCGCAAAGUGAGCGAACUUCGAGCCUUCGUGAAAAUGUGUAAGCAGGACCCGAGCGUUCUGCACACCGAGGAAAUGCGCUUCCUGAGGGAGUGGGUGGAGAGCAUGGGGGGUAAAAUACCACCUGCUACUCAUAAAACUAAAUCAGAAGAAAAUACCAAGGAAGAAAAAACAGAUAGUAAGAAGGUGGAGGAAAACAUAAAGACAGAUGAACCGUCAAGUGAGGAAAGUGAUCUGGAAAUUGACAAUGAAGGUGUGAUUGAACCAGACACUGAUGCUCCUCAGGAAAUGGGAGAUGAAAAUGUAGAGAUAACCGAGGAGAUGAUGGAUCAGGCCAAUGAUAAAAAAGUGGCUGCCAUCGAUGCCCUAAAUAAUGGUGAACUGCAGAAAGCCAUUGACUUGUUCACAGAUGCCAUCAAGCUAAAUCCUCGUUUGGCCAUUCUGUAUGCCAAGAGAGCCAGUGUCUUCAUCAAAUUACAGAAGCCAAAUGCUGCCAUCCGAGACUGUGACAGAGCUAUUGAAAUAAAUCCUGAUUCAGCUCAGCCAUACAAGUGGCGAGGGAAAGCACACAGACUUUUGGGCCAUUGGGAAGAAGCAGCCCAUGAUCUUGCCCUUGCCUGUAAGCUGGAUUAUGAUGAAGAUGCUAGUGCAAUGCUGAAAGAAGUUCAGCCAAGGGCCCAAAAAAUUGCUGAACAUCGGCGCAAGUAUGAGCGAAAACGUGAAGAGCGAGAGAUAAAAGAAAGAAUAGAAAGGGUUAAGAAGGCUCGGGAAGAACAUGAGAGAGCCCAGAGGGAGGAAGAAGCCAGACGGCAAUCAGGAGCUCAGUAUGGCUCUUUUCCAGGUGGUUUUCCUGGGGGAAUGCCUGGUAAUUUUCCUGGAGGAAUGCCUGGAAUGGGAGGGAGCAUGCCUGGAAUGGCAGGAAUGCCUGGGCUCAAUGAAAUUCUUAGUGAUCCCGAGGUUCUUGCAGCCAUGCAGGAUCCAGAAGUUAUGGUGGCCUUCCAGGAUGUGGCGCAGAACCCAGCAAAUAUGUCGAAAUAUCAGAGCAACCCAAAGGUUAUGAAUCUCAUCAGUAAAUUGUCAGCCAAAUUUGGAGGUCAAGCAUAAUGCCCUUCUGAUAAAUAAAGCCCUUGCUUAAGGAAAAGCAACUUGGAUCACCUAACGGAUGUCGCAAUAAUACAAACCAGUGUACCUCUGACCUUCUCAUGAAGAAAGCUGGGGUGCUUUGAAGAUAAUCCCUACCCCUUUGCCCCAAGUGCAGCUGAAACAUUUUACAGUGGUUUGCCAUUAGGUAGUCAUUCAUUCAGAUAAUGUUUUCCUACUAGAAAUUAAAAACUUUAAACACUUUUUAAACCUUAAAAAUAUUUAAGACAAAUUAAAAGGUUGUGUUAAUCCCUACUUUUUUCUUUACUAAUCAUUUUAGUUUUUUCCUUUGAAUUAAUUAGGCAAGGAAAAUACUUCAGUAUGGAAGAUUUAUUGUUCACAUUUGAGUGAAAUAAAGAUUUAUUAAUGAGCAAAUACAGCAUUUAAAUAGAUAAAAUUUAAGUUGGAUAUUUGGCUACUGAGGCAUUUUGAUUUGUCUUUUUAAUUGCUUUGUUACUGUUAUUUUUAAUGAUUUGCUUCCGUAAAAGUAUUGGGACCACUGGUAUUGCAGUAGGACCUGGGUAGGGACUGGAAGUACUUGGCAGGGCAGCAGCAAUCUUACUACAGUUUCUAUAAUACAUACCCUUGUGCAGAUGCGUUUAAAUCUUACACUGUGGUGAAGGGAUGGUUUUUAUAAUGCUGCAGUAGAAUUGGGUUACAUAGCUCUGUUCUUGUCUGAUAUCUAAAAUAAAUGUUUCAUUUUAUUUCCACA